Molecule: messenger RNA, 4464 nt
Organism: Stegastes partitus (bicolor damselfish)
Lineage: Eukaryota; Metazoa; Chordata; Actinopteri; Pomacentridae
Gene: s100u
Product: S100 calcium binding protein U
Exons: 3
Coding region: 273-1007 (244 amino acids)
Cellular component (GO): perinuclear region of cytoplasm
Molecular function (GO): calcium-dependent protein binding; calcium ion binding
Source: RefSeq, a predicted model, not a curated record
CUCCCUUUUUCAUGAGAGUCGGGGUCGCGCUCUUCCACAUUCCCAGCUCUGCCUCUCACUCUUCCAGGUACACGCCCUUUGACUUGUGAAGGGGGAAAAGUUUUAAGGACAGAAAAAAAAACCUAAAUCACGGAAGAGAUUCUGCAGUCCUACUAGUUUGGCAAGUUCCCUGGGCUCAAAGCAGCGUAGAAAGGCGGAGAAGAGGGCAGAAACUCACAUUUGCGCACAUUUAUACACUUCUCUUGUCCCACAGACGGUAAACGAGAGGAGUCAUGGAGCAAGCCAUUCAAACCAUGGUGAAGGUCUUCCUGAAGUCGACUAAAGGAAAGGAGAGUCUAGGAAAGAAGGAAUUCCAGGGCCUUGUCAAAUCCCAGCUCAGCAACAUCCUUUCGGAUGCAGACAGCAAAGAGGCGAUCAACAACAUGGGCCAGGGGCUGGACGCCGACAACGACGGCAAAGUGGGCUUCGAGGAGUACCUGAAGCUGGUCGGUUACCUGGCGUGUUCGCUCAGCGAGCAGCGCAGCCUCGCCAAGGAGGAGCCUGCACAGAACGCCGCGCCCGAACAAGCGGCAGUCAGCGCCAACAACAAAGAGGAAGAGAAGCCAGAAGCAAAGGCAGAGGCAAAGGAGGAAGCAAAGCCGAAGGCAAAUGAGGAGCCGAAGGCAGAAGCAGCCGCCGAGGCGAAGGUAGAAGCGAACGCAGACGCAAAGGCGGAAGUGAAGGUAGAAGCGAAGGCCGAGGGGGAGACGCUGCCCGAGCCGGCGGCGGGAUUAGCAAAAGCAGCAGGAGGAUUAGCGGCAGCGGCAGGAGAGGCGGCGGCGGGAGGAGCAGCGGCGGUAACGGCAGCGGCGGCGUCGGUGGUAGAGCCGGCCGCAAAGGCCGUAGACGAGGCCGUGAAAGAAAUACCGAAGGUGGAGGCGACGGUAAAGGUGGAUGAAGCUGUGGAGAAGGUGGCUGCUGCUGUGGAGGAAGAAGUGGAGAAGAAGAUCGAGGAGGCGACCUCAUAGGGGACAAUCCAUUCCUUCACCAAACAACAAAACGACGCACUACACACUCACAUUCAACACUACACAGCAUCAGUAGCGCCAACACAAGUUGAACAUCCACCAAUGAUUUUUUAUCAUUUUCUUUUUUAAAUCAAAUACACACCUUCAAAGUGCAAAUAAAGUCCAGGUCAAAGUUCAAACACUACAGCUCUGAUAGAAACACCACUCCUUAUAUAUGAUCCCUGAUUCAUGUACACGACAGUAAACUUACUGCUUCUGUGCUACUCAUUACCACUAUGUUCAUAUGUAUAGCAUGUGCAUCCCUUAGCACAUUUACCUCAUUAUAAUAUACUAUGAUAGCAUGCAGACGUACACUAUCAUGUGCAUGCAGAAUCCCUGUGAAGCCUUCGCUGCAGAGUGUGACGUGGCCGCGGUGUCACUGUAUGUUAACGCUGCAGACGAAGGGGUUUAGCUGAAAUGUCAUCUUUUCCCUCGUUUGGUCUCUGCUUCUUCCACAGUUGUUUCAUGCAGCCUCAUGUUACCGAGAGUCUUUUGGGUCAAACGUCAUCUUGCUCACACUUUAAGGGAUAAUCUGACAUUUUGGGAAAUACACUAAUUAGCCUAAUAGCCAAGAUUUAAAUGAGACAAAUGACACCACUCCCGCUUGUAUCCAUUGAAUGUGAAGCUGCAGCCAGCAGCCAGUGAGCUCAGCUUGGUAGAAACAGGAGGAAACAGCGAGUUUGGCUCUCUCCAAAGGUAGCGACAACAACAAAACUGUCUAAAAGCUCGCUAAUUACACUGGCACAUCCUGUUUGUUUAGUCAGUUGUUUACACUUGAGUUUUUAUAGAGCAAAAAACAAACAAGAUAGCGUUUGUUAAUUAGGGAAUUAAAGGAGGGAAUUAAAGGAGGUGGUUGGAAGGAGCCAGACGAGCUGUUUUCUGCUGUUCACAGUGUCUGUAUCAGGCAGACACGGGACUUCUACUCUUCUCAUCUGAAUCUCGGCUACAAAGCUAAUAAGCACAUUUCUGUACGGGAAUAUUUGACACUAAAUCUUUUUUUUUUUUUACCUUUUGAAUUCACAGUGCUUUGGAGCUGAUUUAGCAUGACAAUAAACUAACUGUUUUGCUGAAGCUUUGCAUUACUUCAGUUCACCUUAACUGUGUUCUUAAUGCUCCCAUCACACCCUCUUUCUUUCUUGCUUUCUUUAUUUCGGUGCCUCUUUUCUUCCUGUAAUUCCUCGAGAAGUUGCCUCCAUCUUGCCUGCAAUAUGUCCUCUCAGCUCGUAGUCCGUCAUGAAUUAACUGGAAGAUCAGGUGUGACCAUUGGCUAAAUAAUUAAGGUCCAGAGAUGGAAUCCACACCAAAGGACCCUAAGGGUCAAAAGGGAGCCCAAAAUAGUCCCAUGGGUGCUGGCUGGUGACUAGAGGAGCAGGUCAGAGAAGGUGUUCAUGCAACCUAAUCUCCCUGGAUUAGCAGAGAAGACACGACAACAAAGCACCAAGAGGCCAAGGAAGCCAUAACAGAUGUCAAUUGGUAGAGAUGCUUUUUUCCAAUUAGGGCCUUUGUUGUAGUUGUGUAUUCAAAGCCGCGGCAGGGUCUGCUUAUUGAACCGUUAGGCGCUGGACAUUAUCUGGAGUGACCCCUGGUAGCACUGGAUGGAGGAGAACAGGCCUCAGCAGAAACCUGACCUCUGGUCUGGAGGUCGCCUUUAAAAAAAAUUGCUCAUUGUUGUUUGUUGUUUACUGCGAGCUUAGCCGUCAGUUGUUCAGGCUUGCACGUUUGUCGGUCACACCCUCGUACAGUUUAAAGACCCUGUUUGACCUGCAACUGGAUCCUUGUGCACCAGGCAUUGGGAAACUACUGGAUUAGGCAUUGGAUGGGCUAACACACCCUGGGACACAAACAAUUACAUGAAAGUAAUCCCGGGCUCCAGUGGCCCUGCCCAUCAGGACGUGGUGGUGGUGGUGGUGGGGGUGGUGGUGGUGGAAAAGGGAUGGUAGUCGGAGGUUGUGCUUUUUUUUUUUUUUUUUUUUUUUUUUUUGAAUACUGAGCCAUCAUUAUGAAUCUUUGUGGUGUGAUCUUUUACAACAGGCGUAUAACAAGAUGUCGCAUGCUAUCAGAAGCUCAAUAUUACCGAUGUAUUACCAUUAUCGUGGCCAUUAUUUAAGUUCAAUUUGGCCUCUUUUAUAUUUAAACCUAUAUCUAACUCUUUUGUUCGGACCACUAUGGAGAUCACUUGAAAAUGUUCUUCUUUGUCACAUUAUAUGCAAUUUGUUAAUUACAAUUUAAUGACGUGUAAAUUGUCUCAUCAUCAAUAAUGCAGCCGUGAGAGAGAAGAAAGGAAAAAAAAAAAAAAAGAAACGGCUUGUGUUGCAGACCCUGCCAUGUUACAGGUCUGCGUUUAUGCCGGCUGCAAAGUGCUUAAGGCAAACACACACGUAUCGGGCACGCUACCAAACCGUGCACCUCGGGCACCGUCACGGCACCUGGCACUUCAAACUGCUCCACAGCAAAAUGGGCGAGAUGAAUAAGCUCGAGUCAAGUGAUCACCUUGCCUCGCUGCGGCACUCCCAUUGUAAAUACUGUGUCAUUUACACUCACUCUGCUCUGCUUUUAUACUCGCAGCACGCUACGUUUCCUCCAUUAACUAAUACUAACAAACUUACUGGACACUCUGGGCUUUUUUAGAUUAUGUUUUUAUUUGUUUUAUGAAAUAUAUACUAUAUACUUUUUUAAAAAAAAUAUCAGAAUACUUUUUGGUACUUCCUGUGAAUUAUGGAAACAUCAGCCUCUUUUGCACCAUUUUAUAAAUACAGACAUGGAGCUGAGAUAAAGCGCAGUAGAAACACUCUUCUGAUGUGUUAAAUGACUUAACUUGCACUACCAGCAGAUGCCUGUGUUGUAAGUCCUGGGUUAAACAUCCAUCUGGAAAUCAUUUUUUAUCAGUUAAUCUCAUAUUUGAACCUAUUUGAAAUGUUUUCUCUCAAAGCGGUUGCAGCUCUGUUACUGUCCCUUGGUGUAAACCCCACCCAGCUUUAACUCAUGUAGAUUAAAAACAUGCUGGAACCGAGCACAAGCAGAUUUGCAGCAGGGAGUGUUUGCAGCCACGUUUUUUUUUUUGUUUUUUUUUUCUAUUGCCACACAAUAAGUCUCAUUCAUCCUGAGAUGCAGUUCGAUGAAGAUCAAACCUCCCCGAGUGGAGAAUCCUCUGAGCAGAUAGAGGCUCUUUGGGUCAAAAUGUUUGCCAUUACCAUCCCCGGGUUAUUGUGCAGGUUUUCAUCAUGUUUAUUUCCUGCAAAAAAAAGUACUAGAGGGUGUGUUUGUGUUUAGCAGCUGGACUCGCUUCAGUCUGCUGCUGCCAUGUCCAAUAAACUUCACCAUCUUAAUAUUUCAACUUCAUAUGUAAUGCUGUAUCCUUUUUUUUUUUUUGUGCUCUUUCUAUGUUAAUGGCUAAUAUUGAAUAAAACUGUGACAAUCA